AAUAGAGAUAAGUUUACGAUUUGUUAAAAAACGGAAGAAAUGAAUCACCAUUGCUUGUGAUGCUUAGAUUUUGAUUUCUGGGACAUAAAAAUAGACACAAAAAUGUGACAUAUAUUAAUUCAAACCUUAGAUAUUGACUUUUUAAAAAAAAUAAAAAAUGAGUUAUAUAUUACAUAAAAUUUUCUAUAUAAAUGGUGCAGCCCCUCUGCCGAUUGGAAUUUGUCUUAUUGUGUUUUUUCUUAACCUUUUCAAUGGAAUGGCAAUGUCAAACCUAUCUUCGUAUUUACCGCAACUUGUAAAGGGAUUUAAUGUUAGUGAAGUAAACGCUGGAAAGUAUGCUGGAGUUGUUUCAUCCUCACUAUCUGUCAGCAGAAUAGGAAGCAGAUGGAUUUUUUGAUAUUUUCAAAGUUCUUCUGCCUAAUAUUAUUAUCUGUGUUGGAUUAAUAGUUGCACUAUUGGUUGCAUAUGUUGUGCUUUCAAGACAGGAAAGAAUUGUUGAAAUUGAUGAUGAAUCAGAAGAAGCAAUUGAUGGAUCUUCACCAAUUUUGUAUGAAUCUGGUUUCAAUGGAGAUGAAGCAAAAUCUGAUAAAAAUUUUUUAGUUGCACAACCAAUAAAAAACCAUUCAAAAAUUGAUUUGAAGUAUGGAACAGAAUCAAAAUGUUCUUCAAGUGUUAAUAACUCAACAAAAUAUUGGCGACUGUUGAAAAACAAAAAUUUUAUCCUUUCGAUUACUCUAUAUGGAUUGUUUUCACUAACAGCUGUUGGAUACGAAGAUUUAUUUCCAGUGUUUGCAGCAACUGACCUCAAAUAUAAUGGCUUAAGCAUGAGCACGUCAGACAUUGGUGUACUAUAUUUUGUCACUGGACUUACUGUUGUUGUAAUUCAGUUUUCAAUUAUCAACAAGAUAAUUACCAAAUUUGGUUCAAAAAAGAUAUUUUCUGUUGCUACAUUUCUUUUCAGCGUUCUAGUAUUUUUGUUACCUACCACAGCCAAGAUUAAAAAUAGAAUGUUUUUAUGGGUAUCAUUAUGGAUCACUCAAUGUUUAAUGAGAUCAACAUACAGUGCAGGAAUUUUAUGCGUGAAUAUAUUUAUAAAUAAUUCCGUUGAAUCUGAACAAGUUGGAAUGGCAAAUGGACUCGGUUUAUCAGUGGCUUCUUUUGGAAGAUCUAUCGGUUCCGUAAGCUUUGGACUGGCUUAUUCGUGGUCUUUGAGCAAUGUCAAAAAACAUUUCACUUCAGAAAGCAGUCUCGGUUUUCCGUUCAAUGAAUAUUUUACAUUUAUACUAAUAGCGUUUUUUUCAAUACUUGUUUUGAUUGUCACUUCAUUGCUGCCAGAAAGUAUAAACCGAAAGAAAGCUUUUAAUGAAAAUUUGAAAUAGUUUUAUACAUAUAUAUGUAUAUGUAUAUA
Messenger RNA from Hydra vulgaris (swiftwater hydra), 1408 nucleotides. The record is from RefSeq and is a predicted model, not a curated record. NCBI's taxonomy places the organism in Eukaryota, Metazoa, Cnidaria, Hydrozoa, Anthoathecata, Hydridae.